CCCCCACGCCCCUGCGGCUUUGUCUCUCUCGCGAGACUCGGCUCGCGCCCCCCGGAAGCGGUGGAUGCGGAUCCCGGAAGCGGCGGCGGAACCCGGAAGCGGCGGCGGGACAGGAUGGACGACACGCUCUUCCAGCUGAAGUUCACAGCAAAGCAGCUGGAGAAACUCUCCAAGAAAGCUGAGAAGGACUCCAAGGCUGAGCAAGCCAAGGUCAAAAAGGCCCUGCAGCAGAAGAACGUGGAAUGUGCCCGGGUCUAUGCUGAGAACGCCAUCCGGAAGAAGAAUGAGGGGCUCAAUUGGCUCCGGAUGGCAUCCAGGGUGGAUGCCGUGGCCUCCAAGGUGCAGACAGCCGUCACCAUGAAGGGGGUGACAAAGAACAUGGCUCAGGUGACCAAGGCCUUGGACAAGGCCCUGAGCUCCAUGGACCUGCAGAAGGUGUCAGCAGUGAUGGACAAAUUCGAGCAGCAGGUGCAGAACUUGGAUGUUCACACGUCGGUAAUGGAGGACUCCAUGAGCUCUGCCACCACGCUGAGCACGCCACAGGAGCAGGUGGACAGUUUGAUUGUGCAGAUCGCCGAGGAGAAUGGGCUGGAGAUCAUGGACCAGCUGAGCCAGCUGCCAGAGGGGGCCUCGGCCGUUGGGGAGAGCUCUGUGCGCUCCCAGGAGGACCAGCUGUCUCGGAGGUUGGCUGCCCUUCGGAACUGAGGCUCCGGCGGCCCCUGCCGACGGCAUCGCUGGAACGGCCGCGGGGGGAGGGGCCGGGACCCCCUUCCGCCACCGUCCCCAGCCCCCCCUGCCUCGAGACUGUUCCUCUGGGGGUGACAGCCCUUCCCCGGGCAGGUGCCGAUCCCGGCAGGGCUGAGGAAUGCUUUGCUGGGGCUGAUUUUAGGGGGGUUUAAGUUGGGGCGUGCUGCUGGUGCUUGGCAGUGCCCCAUGUCCUGCUGCUGAUGGAACACUAAGGGGACUCUCCUGGUCUCGGGGUGCUGCUCCUCAACUCCUCUGAUGUUCCCUGUUCUGGGGCUGCGCUGUGGGUUCACCGGGAGCUAUUAGGGAGGAGCAGGGAGAUUCCCUGUGGGAAGAGCCCUAUGCUUGGCUGUGGGUCUGGGGAGGUCAGUGCCUUGCAGGAAGGGGCGGUGACACCAUGGAAUCCGUUCCCUCCCAGUCACUGUCCCCAUAUCCCACCAGGCCGACCCCCCCCAGCCCCAUACCACGAAGUGCCCUUUGGAGCACCCUUCCUGCCCAGCCCUGUGCGUGUCAAUCCACACACUCCCCAGCCACUGCCAGCUGGAAAUGAUUAUCCUGGCCCUGACCUCCAGUUUGGACCAGUGAGGAUACAUGUCCAGCACUGGGAGCAGAUUGCAGCAGCUGUGGUGGCUGCAGACACGUCCCCAAAUGUCCCCCCCGCCCAGUGGGUGUGACCAGGAAUGCUGAACCAUCCCAGAGCAGUUCUGCCUCGUUCCCUGUGCCUCAUUCCUGGAUAUCUGCUGUCCCCUCCAGCUGCUGGCACUGGGCUGGGAGUGGGGGCUGCUCCCCGUGUGCCCUCUUGCUGCUCAUCCCCCUUCACCUUCCCCUGGGGCUGGAGGUGUUUGUGCCCCUCUCAUGUGACCCCUGGUCACAGAGCUGCUGGAUUGCUGGAAGCUCUCCAGGAAGGAAGCGCUGUUUCCUUUGGCUCUUGCAGGAGGAACUUUGACCUCUGGGUGGGGAGGGGGCCUCGGGGGCUACAGGGUCACCUCCCCGGCACUCAAAGCACAAACACUUCCAGCUGCUCUGAUUAUUUUUCCUGAGUUGAAUGGCCUUGGCAGCGUGUGGCUGGUGACACGGAGCCUUCCUCUGUGCCAAGGAGGAGGAGGGGGUGGCUUUGGUCUAUGCCAGAGCAUUUGGAUCUUGUGUCACCUCUUGAUGGGCUGAGCAGGAAGCAGGGGGACCCCAGAGAUUUGUGCCUAGCUCUUGCCCCUCUGCACAGUGUUCCUGUGGGGCUGGGGGCCCUGGACCUGCUCCUUCCCCCCUGGGCUCUGUCUCCGUGGUUUCCUUGGUGAUUUUUUUUUUAAGCUUGUCUCAUUUGCCUUCUUUUUCCCCAAACCGUGCCCCUCCCCUCUCGUGGAUUUAAAUAAACAAUCCCUGGACUCC
Lepidothrix coronata (blue-crowned manakin) is the source of this 2127-nucleotide messenger RNA. RefSeq names its product charged multivesicular body protein 1A (gene CHMP1A). The transcript has 7 exons. The record is from RefSeq and is a predicted model, not a curated record. Gene Ontology annotation, cellular component: multivesicular body; ESCRT III complex. Gene Ontology annotation, biological process: protein transport; endosome transport via multivesicular body sorting pathway; late endosome to vacuole transport. NCBI's taxonomy places the organism in Eukaryota, Metazoa, Chordata, Aves, Passeriformes, Pipridae. Bases 115 to 705 code for a protein of 196 amino acids.